Molecule: messenger RNA, 3726 nt
Organism: Carlito syrichta (Philippine tarsier)
Lineage: Eukaryota; Metazoa; Chordata; Mammalia; Primates; Tarsiidae
Gene: NSF
Product: N-ethylmaleimide sensitive factor, vesicle fusing ATPase
Exons: 21
Coding region: 80-2299 (739 amino acids)
Biological process (GO): intra-Golgi vesicle-mediated transport; Golgi to plasma membrane protein transport; SNARE complex disassembly
Cellular component (GO): Golgi stack
Molecular function (GO): ATP binding; ATP hydrolysis activity
Source: RefSeq, a predicted model, not a curated record
AAGUGGUGGGGGAGGGAUUUGCACCAGCCACAUAGAUCUUUGGUAGAGGAGGAAAUGGGAAAAUUAUUAACUUCAAAGCAUGCAGGCCGCGAGGUGCCCCACGGAUGAAUUAUCCUUGACCAACUGUGCGGUUGUGAAUGAAAAGGACUUCCAGUCUGGCCAGCAUGUGGUCGUGCGGACUUCGCCCAAUCACAGGUACACGUUCACGCUGAGGACCCACCCGUCUGUGGUUCCGGGAAGCAUGGCCUUCAGCUUACCUCAGCGAAAAUGGGCUGGACUUUCUAUUGGACAAGAAAUAGAAGUCUCCUUGUACACGUUUGACAAAGCUAAGCAGUGCGUGGGCACCAUGACCAUCGAGAUUGACUUCCUGCAGAAGAAGAGCAUUGACUCCAACCCCUAUGACACCGACAAGAUGGCGGCUGAGUUCAUCCAACAGUUCAACAACCAGGCCUUCUCGGUGGGGCAGCAGUUUGUGUUCAGCUUCAAUGAAAAGCUCUUCGGCCUGCUGGUGAAGGACAUCGAGGCCAUGGACCCCAGCAUCCUGAAGGGCGAGCCUGCCACGGGCAAGAGGCAGAAGAUUGAAGUAGGACUGGUGGUAGGAAACAGUCAAGUUGCAUUUGAAAAAGCAGAAAACUCAUCGCUCAAUCUUAUUGGCAAAGCUAAAACCAAGGAAAAUCGCCAGUCUAUCAUCAACCCUGACUGGAACUUUGAGAAGAUGGGGAUAGGUGGUCUGGACAAGGAGUUCUCAGACAUCUUUCGACGUGCGUUUGCCUCCCGAGUGUUCCCCCCGGAGAUUGUGGAGCAGAUGGGUUGCAAACACGUGAAAGGCAUCCUGUUGUACGGGCCUCCCGGCUGCGGGAAAACGCUCUUGGCUCGACAGAUCGGCAAGAUGUUGAAUGCAAGAGAGCCCAAAGUGGUCAACGGGCCGGAAAUCCUCAACAAGUACGUGGGCGAGUCAGAGGCCAACAUCCGCAAGCUCUUCGCCGAUGCUGAGGAGGAGCAGAGGAGGCUUGGUGCUAACAGUGGCUUGCACAUCAUCAUCUUUGACGAGAUUGACGCCAUCUGCAAGCAGAGGGGAAGCAUGGCCGGGAGCACAGGUGUGCACGACACUGUCGUCAACCAGCUGCUGUCCAAGAUCGAUGGCGUGGAGCAACUGAACAACAUCCUGGUCAUUGGAAUGACCAACCGACCAGAUCUGAUCGACGAGGCGCUUCUUCGACCUGGAAGACUGGAGGUGAAGAUGGAGAUAGGUCUGCCAGAUGAGAAGGGCCGCCUCCAGAUUCUUCACAUCCACACGGCCAGGAUGCGAGGACACCAGUUGCUCUCUGCUGACGUGGACAUUAAGGAGCUGGCCGUGGAGACCAAGAACUUCAGCGGGGCUGAGCUGGAGGGCCUGGUGCGCGCAGCACAGUCCACCGCCAUGAACAGACACAUCAAGGCCAGUACUAAAGUGGAAGUGGACAUGGAAAAAGCAGAGAGCCUGCAGGUGACCAGAGGAGACUUCCUUGCUUCUUUGGAGAAUGAUAUCAAGCCAGCAUUUGGCACCAACCAGGAGGAUUAUGCAAGUUACAUUAUGAAUGGCAUCAUCAAGUGGGGCGACCCAGUCACCCGCGUUCUGGAUGACGGGGAGCUGCUGGUUCAGCAGACCAAGAACAGUGACCGCACACCACUGGUGAGCGUCCUUCUGGAAGGCCCCCCUCAUAGUGGGAAGACUGCCCUCGCUGCCAAGAUCGCUGAGGAGUCCAACUUCCCAUUCAUCAAGAUCUGCUCUCCUGACAAGAUGAUCGGCUUUUCUGAGACAGCCAAAUGUCAGGCCAUGAAGAAGAUCUUCGAUGACGCAUACAAGUCCCAGCUCAGCUGUGUGGUUGUGGAUGACAUCGAGAGACUGCUCGAUUAUGUCCCUAUUGGCCCUCGAUUCUCCAAUCUUGUAUUGCAGGCUCUUCUUGUGUUACUGAAAAAGGCACCUCCUCAGGGCCGCAAGCUUCUCAUCAUCGGGACCACGAGCCGCAAGGAUGUCCUUCAGGAGAUGGAGAUGCUGCAUGCCUUCAGUACCACCAUCCAUGUGCCCAACAUCGCCACGGGAGAACAGCUGCUGGAGGCCUUGGAGCUUCUGGGCAACUUCAAGGACAAGGAGCGCACCAUCAUUGCGCAGCAGGUCAAAGGGAGAAAGGUGUGGAUAGGAAUCAAGAAGCUCCUCAUGUUGAUCGAGAUGUCCUUGCAGAUGGAUCCUGAGUAUCGUGUGAGGAAAUUCUUGGCCCUCUUAAGGGAAGAAGGAACGAGCCCCCUCGACUUUGAUUGAAUGUGGACAGUUUGCCACACAGUGACCAAGGGACAUGAUUGGGCUUACUGGCCUGGGACCUUCACCCCUUCCUCCAGACCCUGGAGGGAGCCGUUGUCUACCUUCAAUGCUGCAUGACUGCUGCGAUCACACACACACACACUCCACUCGCCCCCUGUGCUAGAGACUGCCUGGUGUCCUUGGCAGCGAACUGCUUUAGACGCUGUGCGUACCUUUCCCUGCUCAGUCCCUCUGUGGAACCUCCCGUGCAGGGACCCUAUGUGGUGUGGGCUCGGUUUGCGUGGCGAGCAUUGUGUGGUUACGGCGGCCGAUAGAAGGCAGACCUUCCCUGUGCGGGGCAGGGUGGCCAGACCGCUCCGGGAGACUCUUGCCGCCUUCCUGAACACACAGGGAAAUCAUCAGAGAUUUUCCCCCAAACGGGGCAGAAAUCAGGGCUUUGCACAUGCAGGAUGCUGUUCCCAGAGAUGUUUGCCAUCAGGAAGUCUUUCUUCUUAGAGAGUCAGGUGGUUACUGCGUUCCCUGUGGCUGCCCCUUCAUGAAGCUAAUUUGCUCCACGGUGCGAGAUGGUAUGGAAAAGCUACACCCCUGAACAGAAAGGAGGCUUCUAAUAGAGUGAUUUGCAAACCUCUGGGCACUAAUUAGCGUCCAACUCUAAGUGGGUCAGCUCCUUAGAAGGAAGUUAGAGGCUUGUUAGUGCGGCUGUUUUUAUUUUCUCCUUGGUGACUCACUUGGAAUGUGUCCUUGCGUUAAAUUCUCUGUGCUGUCUGGCACCUGCAGCAGUGCUCUUCUCCAGAACCGUAAGCCAUCCCCUAGCCACCUCCCCUCAGUCCUUGAAGGCCACCCCAGCACACGGAGCACCUUUCCUGGACCCCCACAUGCUCCCUGCAAUGGGAAGGGGACUCGUGAGCCCUGGCGUCAUCUGUCGUGUACCUACCUGAGAAGGAAUGCAGCCAUUUGUCGCAUUAGGUGAUGAGAGCUGUUGGACUCUCCCCCCUGCUGCUGAGACGCGAGGACACACGGCCAGAAGCCACCGGAGGCUGGUGCCACGGUGGCCCUGGGGCAUGGCCAUCACCUGCCCACGCUGGGAAGCAGAAACCCCACCCCCAGGUCUUGCCAUCUCUACUUUCGGUGGGACGCAUGAAUCCCAGCCACUCUGUUCUGGGACUCCCUCCCUCGCUCACCUUUUGACUUCUGAAGAUGUGGUUGUGUGGUUGUGUUGUGAAUUCUGUGACCCUGGUGGCCUGUGGUCCAGCUCCCUCCGGCUGUAUAAGAGCUCACCUCCUUCCAUGAACGCAGCACACAUUGUGUUAACUUGUGUCUCUUUGAAUGAGGUCAACGUCUUUGUGUUUCGUCCAGAACUAUAUUGAAAAAUAUAAAUAUUCUCUCAUGCAAAUUAAGGAAUGCAAUAAAGAGUAAAUAUACUUGAA